AAUAUAUAAUUAAGCCUUCAUGUAUCUUAUUUUAAAAAAAAAACUUUUUUAAAAAAAAUAUUUUAGAGCAUUUCUCACCAACUUUGGUACUUCUAUUUUCGGAGUUACUAUUUUCUGUUAGGUACCAUUUGGCAGCCCUUGAAAUUGAGCUGGCGCGUAAUUCCAACCUAUUCAGUCUUCAGCCCCCAGCAGCCCCAGCCAAGGGCCAGUUCGUGUCUUCGUGAUCUAUGAAGGCUACGAAACAAGCAUUUCCCUUUGUGACGUUCGCUUUUGUGGUUUCCCACCAAUCUCUCAACACAAAUCAAUGACUAAUACGAAUUCUCUCCUCAAAGUUCUCCUCAGAAGCCCCGACACUGUAAGCUCGAAAUACCAAGCCAAACAGCUGCAUGCUCAAAUCCUCAAAUUCAAACCGUCCUCUUCUACUUACCUUUCCACUCUCAUCUCCAUCUACGCAAAAUUUAACCUUUUACAUGAUUCUCUUCUUCUUUUCAACACCCUUCACUCACCGCCAAUUCUUGCCUAUAAAUCCAUCAUCAGAUGCUACGCUGCUCAUAACCUUUUAGUUCAAUCCCUGGGAUGUUUUGUGCAAAUGAGAGCUUCUGGUAAAUGCCCAGAUCAUAAUGUGUUCCCCUCUGUGGUCAAGUCAUGCGCAUUGUUGUCGGACCUAAAAUUAGGCGAGUCUGUUCAUGGGUGCAUUAUUAGGUUGGGUAUGGACUUUGAUUUGUAUACCGGCAAUGCCCUUCUGAAUAUGUAUGCCAAAUUUCAGAGUUUGGGUAAGAGUGGCUCGCAGGGAAAUGGUAUGUAUAAGAUGUUUGAUGGAAUGUCUGAGAGAAUGUUUUGUAGUGAAGUUAGUGGUGAAUUGGUACACAAGUCUGAGAAACGGAUAAUGAGUAUGGAUCAAAAUCCUAGUUUGAACAAAGCUAGGAGUGUUUCACCCCAAAUUAAUGGAAGCAGCGAAGUCAUUGAUCGGUUUUACCGGGAAAUUCAUGAUUCUUACGGAGAAAAGGCAGAAAGGAGUACAACAAUGGAUAGUGUAAGAAAGAUUUUUGAGAUGAUGCCGAGAAGAGAUGUUGUUUCUUGGAAUACAGUGAUUACAGGGAAUGCACAGAAUGGAAUGUAUGAAGAAGCUCUAAUGAUGGUUAGGGAGAUGGGAAAUGCGGACUUGAAACCUGAUUCAUUCACUUUGUCAAGUGUGCUUCCUAUAUUUGCAGAAUAUGUGAAUGUCAGUAAGGGGAAAGAGAUUCAUGGGUAUGCCAUAAGAAAUAGCUUUGAUGAAGAUGUUUUCAUUGGUAGUGGCUUAAUUGAUAUGUAUGCAAAGUGCAGUAGAGUGGAAGAUUCAUUACGGGUUUUUAGGAUAUUGCCCCAGCGAGAUGCCAUUUCGUGGAAUUCUAUUGUUGCGGGGUGUGUACAGAACAGUCUGUAUGAUGAGGGCCUAAGGUUAUUUUGGCAGAUGGUGAAGGCUAAAGUAAAGCCUAAGCAAGUUUCCUUUUCCAGUAUCUUACCGGCUUGUGCUCAAUUGACAAAAUUAAAUUUGGGAAAGCAGCUUCAUGGAUAUAUAAUAAGGGCUGGAUUUGAUAAUAAUCUGUUUAUAUCUAGCUCACUUGUUGACAUGUAUACCAAAUGUGGGAAUGUUAAAGUAGCUAGACGGAUCUUUGAUAAAAUGGAGCAACAUGACAUGGUGUCGUGGACUGCCAUAAUCAUGGGAUAUGCUUUACAUGGUCAUGCCCGUGAUGCAAUUUCCUUAUUUGAGCAAAUGGAAAUUAGGGGAGUGAGACCAAACUAUGUGGUUUUUAUGGCUGUGUUAACUGCUUGUAGUCAUGCUGGUUUGGUUGAUGAAGCUUGGAAAUAUUUCAACAGUAUGACUCAGAAUUAUGGAAUUGCACCAGGCUUGGAGCACGUCACUGCAAUGGCAGACGGACUUGGUAGAGCAGGAAAGUUAGAUGAAGCUUAUAAGUUAAUCUCCAGUUUGGAUAGACCUGUAGGAAGUGUUUGGUCUACGUUGCUAGCUGCUUGUCGAGUCCACAAGAACAUUGAAUUGGCUGAAAAGGUUGCCAAGGAAAUAUUUGAGGUUGAUCCAGAGAAUGUAGGAGCCUAUAUUCUUCUGUCAAACAUAUAUGCUGCAGCUCGGAGAUGGAGAGAUGCAUCAAAAUUGCGAUUAUUUAUGAGGGAUAAGGGCAUAAAGAAAACUCCUGCUUGCAGCUGGAUUGAAGUUAAAAACAAGAUGCAUGCCUUUACCUCAGGAGAUAAAUCCCAUCCAAAUUAUGAUAAAGUACAUGAGACUCUGAAAGUCCUACUAGAAAAGAUGGAACAAGAAGGAUAUGUUCCUGAUACGAGUGAGGUGUUUCAUGAUGUUGAGGAGGAGCAGAAGAAACAAUUAUUAUAUGGUCACAGUGAGAGACUUGCCAUAGCAUUUGGCAUCAUUAGCACCGCUGCUGGCACAACGAUUCGAGUCACAAAGAACAUUCGGGUGUGUACAGACUGUCAUACAGCAACCAAAUUCAUAUCAAAGAUAGUUGAAAGAGAGAUAAUUUUGAGGGAUAAUAACCGCUUUCACCAUUUCAAGGGUGGAAAUUGUUCAUGUGGAGAUUAUUGGUGAUAGGAGCAAGAAACUUCCUACAGUUAUCACUAGUGCUCCGGCCAGGAGAAAAGUUUGAACAACAUUCAGGUCUGUGCAGACUUCCCAUACAACUGCAGAGUGUCAUCUAAGAUUUUGGAGAGGUAAAUGAUUGUGAGGGUUAAAUUACCAAUUUAAUGUGAUGGGAAAAAUGUGAUUUUGUCAGUCUAUUCAUCAUCCCUCGCUGAACCUAAGGGUAAGUUGUUCUCUGGUGCCAAAAAGAAAAAAUGGUGCAACUUGGAAUGUGAUUUAUUUGUGUAUCCUUUUCUUUUAUAGCCUUGUUUCAGUUUUCUAUCAGCUGUACUCAUAGAGGCAGAGGUGUCAAGCCACAGAAUUCAAUAGCUGACGUCCGCUAGUGUCAUGCACACACUGUCUGCAGAUGAUACACUUCUAUCUGAAGCAAGUAUGAUCAGUGCUCAAGCUGUCAUGAACAAUCAUAAAAAAUUAUUCAUUUCUUUGGUUUCACACUUCUCAGCAACAGAGAAGAAUCCAGCAGGUUUUACAUCUCUCAGGAACUGUUUUGAUUCACUUAGGAAGGAUAAAAUUGAAAAGGAGAUCGAAUGACUCAUGGAGAAAAUAUCCAUAAUAUGUUGGAAUGUGAUGAACGUAAAGAAUGAAACUACAUAUGAAGGAAGAGCCCCAGAUACAAUGAAACAACAAAGGAAUGCUGGGCACCCAUUCAGGAAUAAGGUGUUCUGCUAGUUAACAAACAAGAAGCGCAAGUCAAUCGGACUCACAGGCAGCACGCAAUAUCAUCUGGCAACCCAACUCUGAUGCAAAAUUAACUAGAGGGAAAACCUCUCAUGCAAAAGGUACGUAGGGAUCGGAAAGGUAGGAUGCUCCGAUGAUGUUCGUAGCUCACACCUAAUAGAGGUUUUCGGUUCAAGGAAGCAAUCCUGUUGGUAAAGCAAAUACAAGCUAAACAUAGUGUUGGAGUCUGAUUCUGAAAUCUCAUCAAAGGUGAUCCAUGAUCAAAGCCAGUGCUAUUGGGAAAUUGACGCCGUAGUAAUCUGUAUCAGAAAACAAGUUCCCUCCUUUCAGUUAUUGAACAUCAGUCUGGUUAGGAAAAAGGCAUGUGCAGUAGCUGACUGGAUGGUAAAUCACUUUCAUUGAGGCUUUCCUUGUAACAACUUAUGUUAACUCUCCUGCUCAAUAUAAUCUGCUGUGUCUCGACUCCCCGAGCCUCUUUCCAGUGAAUACUGUUGAUUUAUUAUUUUUAAAUGUUAAGGAAGAUCUUCAUAUAAAUGGAGCUGCAGAGCAAGAAAGUUAAACUUC
Molecule: messenger RNA, 3889 nt
Organism: Manihot esculenta (cassava)
Lineage: Eukaryota; Viridiplantae; Streptophyta; Magnoliopsida; Malpighiales; Euphorbiaceae
Product: putative pentatricopeptide repeat-containing protein At3g23330
Exons: 1
Coding region: 305-2596 (763 amino acids)
Biological process (GO): RNA modification
Molecular function (GO): RNA binding; protein binding; zinc ion binding
Source: RefSeq, a predicted model, not a curated record